Molecule: messenger RNA, 2160 nt
Organism: Loxodonta africana (African savanna elephant)
Lineage: Eukaryota; Metazoa; Chordata; Mammalia; Proboscidea; Elephantidae
Gene: ISYNA1
Product: inositol-3-phosphate synthase 1
Exons: 11
Coding region: 58-1740 (560 amino acids)
Biological process (GO): inositol biosynthetic process; phospholipid biosynthetic process
Cellular component (GO): cytoplasm
Molecular function (GO): inositol-3-phosphate synthase activity
Source: RefSeq, a predicted model, not a curated record
CGCCGCCUCGCGCAGCCCACCGCUAGCCGCCCGCGCUGCUUUGAGCCGCCCGCUGCGAUGGAGGCCGCAGCCGCCGCCGCCGAGUUUGUAGUCGAGAGCCCCGACGUGGUCUACGGCCCCGAGGCCAUCGAGGCACAGUACGAGUACCGGACGACGCGCGUCAGCCGCGAGGGCGGCAUCCUCAAGGUGCACCCCACGUCCACGCGCUUCACCUUCCGGACGGCCCGGCAGGUGCCCCGCCUCGGAGUCAUGCUCGUCGGCUGGGGCGGCAACAACGGCUCCACGCUGACCGCCGCGGUGCUGGCCAACCGGCUGCGCCUGUCCUGGCCCACGCGCACUGGCCGCAAGGAGGCCAACUACUACGGCUCGCUGACGCAAGCCGGCACUGUGAGCCUGGGCCUGGACGCAGAGGGUCAGGAGGUGCACGUGCCUUUCCGCGCACUGCUUCCCAUGGUGGCGCCCGACGACCUGGUGUUUGACGGCUGGGACAUCUCGUCGCUGAACCUGGCCCAGGCGAUGCGGCGCGCACAGGUGCUGGACUGGGGUUUGCAGGAGCAGCUAUGGCCGCACAUGGAGGUCCUGCACCCGCGCCCCUCGGUCUACAUCCCCGAGUUCAUCGCUGCCAACCAGGGCGCGCGCGCAGACAACCUCAUCCAGGGCACGCGUGCACAGCAGCUGGAGCAGAUCCGCAAGGACAUCCGAGACUUCCGGUCCAGCAAGGGGCUGGACAAGGUCAUCGUGCUGUGGACUGCAAACACAGAGCGUUUCUGUGACGUGGUCCCAGGCCGAAACGACACGGCCGAGAACCUACUUCGAACCAUCGAGAUGGGUGAGGAGGUGUCCCCAUCCACGCUCUUCGCUGUGGCAAGCAUCCUGGAGGGCUGUGCCUUCCUUAACGGGUCCCCGCAGAACACACUGGUGCCGGGGGCGCUAGAGCUCGCGUGGCAACACCGGGUCUUCGUGGGCGGGGACGACUUCAAGACUGGACAGACCAAGGUUAAGUCGGUGCUUGUGGACUUCCUCAUUGGCUCCGGCCUCAAGACGAUGUCCAUCGUGAGCUACAACCACCUGGGCAACAAUGACGGGCAGAACCUGUCUGCGCCAUCCCAGUUCCGCUCGAAGGAGGUGUCCAAGAGCAGUGUGGUAGACGACAUGGUGCUCAGCAACCCGGUGCUCUAUGCACCCGGCGAGGAGCCAGAUCACUGCGUGGUGAUCAAGUACGUGCCGUAUGUGGGCGACAGCAAGCGCGCACUGGACGAGUACACAUCAGAGCUGAUGCUGGGCGGCACCAACACACUGGUGUUGCACAACACAUGCGAGGACUCUCUGCUGGCUGCGCCCAUCAUGCUGGACUUGGCGCUGCUGACCGAGCUGUGCCAGCGCGUGAGCUUCCGCACGGACGUCGACCCGGAGCCACAGGGUUUCCACCCAGUGCUGUCUCUGCUCAGUUUCCUCUUCAAGGCUCCACUCGUGCCUCCGGGCAGCCCAGUGGUCAACGCACUCUUCCGCCAGCGCAGUUGCAUCGAGAACAUUCUCAGGGCCUGUGUGGGGUUGCCGCCGCAGAACCACAUGCUGCUGGAGUACAAGAUGGAGCGCCCAGACCCCGCAUUCAAGCGCGUGGGGCCCGCGGCCUGCCAUGUGCCGCGCAAGAAAGGACCAGUGCCCACCGCCCCCAAUGGCUGCACUGGUGACGCCAACGGGCAUCCGCAGGCUGAGACACCCCAGACAGCCACCACCUGAGGCCACGGGGUCCACCGGCGCCCUCCCACUCCUGCCUCUCUUGUCUCUCAUGACCCCACCUGCCAGGCCACACCCAAGACCAUAAAGCUGGCAAUAAAGCUCGCGCCACUGUCACAACCAAGCCUCUGCCUACAGGUCCUUGAUGCCUGUGACUGCCGUUCUCUUUGCCACCACCCACUCAGCACUUGAGCCACUCCUGUCUCUAGCCUCGCCCCACCCCAACUUUUCCACAUGGUACUCAUAUCCAUCCUUCAAAAUCCAGCUGUUGCCCAUCCCCUGGGAGUCCCCCAGCACCCUGAAGUGCCUCUGCUCCCCCCCAAGUCCCCAAGGUGGGGUGCAGCUGCCCCAGGUAGAGAGUGGGUAUUGGUGCAGAUGGAGCGAAAAAAUGUGAGACACGGCUACCAAAACACAAAACCGAGU